This is a messenger RNA of Amoebophrya sp. A120, 18594 nucleotides long. The record is from the annotation of a GenBank genome assembly. NCBI's taxonomy places the organism in Eukaryota, Dinophyceae, Syndiniales, Amoebophryaceae.
CUCAUUAAUACUUACCGUUCGUGACGAUGUGAGGAAGUUUAUUUUCCGACUAGAACUAGAAAGUAGGGCUAGGGUGAUUCAAAUUGAAUUAUUUGAGUGGAACUACCCAGUCGUGUGUGUAGAGAUGUAGAAAUAGUAAAUGAACUUGAACGAAAGCAUGAGCCGGCGUCGGCGACACCAAGCAGGCCGUGGUCGGCGUGAGCGAAUAAAUAGAUCGUGGUUAGUACCGCAGUUUUCCUCAUUUUUACCAUAGAAUUGUAUACCCACAUCAAAACCGCCGCAACUACACCAUGCCGCCCCGUAAGAAGAAGGAGAACCCCAAGCAGGACAAGCCUGCGCCUCCCCCGGAUCGCGUUGCGAAGGCAUCAAACAAGCCUGAUGCGGCACCGCCGAAGGGCGCAGCGGCUAAACAAGCGGCCGGGUCGAAAGCCAAACCGGGAGGUGGACCGCAGCCGAUGAAGGCGAAGCCGUCGCCUAAGCCCUCUCCGAAAGUCACGCCGCGCGGAGGAGGAGGACCACCAGUUCCGGCGGACCAGCAGUUACCUGCUUCGAUGAGUACUUCUAAAGGCACUACGAGGGGAAGGGGGAAGCAAGAACAGCAGGCACAACAAGAUGCUGAUCAACAUAUUGUCCCGAUGAAAGCACCAGCAGCAGCAUCUUCGAGUACUAGCAGUAGACCCCGCGGACCCGGAGGAGAAGUUCUUGUACAACAGGCGCAACAAGAACCACCGGUGCUAUGGAUUGCAAAUAUGUCUGGGUCUGGAAGAAUACAAACUUGUGAUGCAUAUUUCAGAACACAGAAAAAUCUCUGAUGCAUAGGUGCCAAAAGCUGCCCACUUUCUGUCACCAAAUUGGGGGAUUUGUCAUGCGGAUUCGGCAUUGCGGAAGCUUCUCGAAACCUGUGAUGCUAGAGCUUCCACGCCAGACCUUCUGUGUCAUGCAAAAACAGCAUGACUCUUCCAGACCCAGACAUUUUUACAUUUGAUAGGUGCCGCAGGUUGUAAACAACGCGAAAGCAUCAGCAGCAUCAGCAGCGUAUCCAAGAAAAAAAGCUUGUAGGUGUAACUUUCGUGCUGGAACAGCAUGACAAAUCCGUCUGGCAUGGGAGCAAAAACCUGUGAUGCGCAGAUAGUACACGAAAACGCCAUUGAAUGGACCCUGCAAUCCAAGCUCAGCAUGACAGACGCAAUCAUCUGGCAGGUUGCGCAUCACAAACUUACAGUAACAAUGUUUUUUUCUUCGAUACAGCUUCGAGUACGAGCAGUAGACCCCGCGGACCCGGAGGAGAAGUUCUUGUACAACAGGCGCAACAAGAACCACCGGUGCCGCAGUAUCAGCUGCAAAAAUGUCUGGGUCUGGAAACUUGUAAUGCUGCGUUGGGAAUAGUGAAUGCUCUGUACUGCACAAGCCAGCAUGAGAAAUAUCUGCGCUUCUUUGUGUUGCGUUUUUCGCAUGACAAGCAGCGUUUUUGCAUGACAGGCAAAACGGUCUCUUCUCGGACACGCAUCACAAACUUUUUGGUCAUGCCAGACAAGCAUGACAACUCUCGCAAUCUUCCAGUCCCAGACAUUUUUGCAUUUGAUACGCAGGUAACCAACGCGAAAGCAUCAGCAGCAUCAGCCGUGUAUCAAGUGUAAAAAUGUCUGGGUCUGGAAGAGUACAACUUGUCAUGCUAAAUCUGAAUCAUACAAAAAUCUGUGUUGCAUGAUUACCAAUAAAGCUGUUCACUUUUGAGAAGGCCGUGAGGCAGUUUCUCAUGCGGAAAAGGCAUGGUAAAGAUCUCACAGAAUCUGUGAUGCUAAGGCAUGCAUCACAGACCUCACACGUCAUGCAAAACGUGCAUGACAAACCUGGCAAUUAUCUUCCAGACCCAGACAUUUUUACAUUUGAUACCGUGCCAAGGAACAAGGCUAUGGCGUUCGUGAUCCACCCAGGGUCCAAUAAGAACCAGACCAGCUACAAAAAGCCCACUGCGGCAAAUAAAGAACAGGCGCAACCGAUGAAUCCGAAUAGGCCUGCGCUGUCUUUUUCGUGGAAUACAACCAAGCGGCAGAAAGUGGACGGAAAGAGCAUGCAAGAUAAAAAUUCCGUGCUGUUUGAAAACGCUUUUGCGCGGGCUGACGAUGAUCCUGAGGAACGAGCAGGCGAUGAGCAAAUUGUUGCAAAAAUCGAUUUUGAAACGGAGCAGAAGAACCGUCCUCAUCAAGAACCACCGGCGCCCGAAAAAGCAGCAAAACAACCCCCUCCCAUACCCCCCCUUGACCCGCCGACCACUGUCGCAAUCACGGAAGAAGAGGAGAAAAAGCUGAAACAAAUCGAACUUUUUCAGAAGAACAUCCUCGGGCGCAUCCAGGUGCGAAACGGGGGGAAGGACAUCGAUGGAGAGUAUUUACUAGACCCCGCAAAAAGCGGGGCGAGCAACAGCCUGGUACCGCAAAGAAAAUUCAAGCGCGUGCCAUCAGUGUUGGUCGGGCCCAGGCCGGCUGCCAGCUCCUCACCAGGACGAGGUAAUCAUCAAGGAGAGCAACAACAUGUUUCUUCUGCGGAGCAGGAAAAGCAAAGAAUGAAAAACUUCCCCGCCACCAUCAUAUUUCCGUUUCAGACGCGAAUUAACGGGCAACCCCACAUUAUCCUGAGCAAAAACGUCCCCACCCCAGAGUCAAGAUGGGGACGUUGCAACACAAACCGUAGAAGGUUUUGGGAGUCACGCAUGACAAGUUGCAGCUUGUAGUGUCGUCGUGCAGGUUAGCAAGGACAGCCGCAUUACAAAUCCAGCUGAUUAUCCUGUUUACAGCAUUACAAAUUUCAAAACACGAUUGGAAAUUCCAUGCAUGGGGCUGCGCAUCAUGAAUGUUCUUGUCAUUGCAAAUCCGCAUGACAACUCUGGGGUGGGGACGUUUUUACACAGGAUGCACAUCGCCUGGAAGUUCAUGGGGGCCCCGGAGCCGCAGUGUGUGCAGGUGGUGAAACCGAAAAACAUCGAUUUGAAGAAGGUGGUUGGGUAUCGACUGCAAAAGUGUCUGGGUCUGGAGAGUUGCAAGAUUUGUCAUGCAUCUCGCGGGCCACACUCAUGGUCUGUAAUGCACACAAAAGCAUCACAGGACUUUUGAGACCUUCCUCAUGCCUAUUCCGCAUGAGAAGUUCGGCUUCUGUGUAGCGAGAAUGGGGUAACUGUAGGCGUUCAUACAACACAGAUUUUUUUGUGAAGCAGAUUUCGCAUGACAGGCUUCAUUCUUCCAGACCCAGACAUAUUUGCAAUGCAUAUUGGCGAAAUUUUAACCGCGGCGAGGCGGGAGAUGAUGCGGAAAAAACGGAAAAUAAAGAAGUACAACGCGAAGAUGAUGUUGAGUAUGAAGCAAAAGGAAAGUAAAGCAGACGGACCAGCAGAUCCCACUGCUGGUGAUAGUGCAACAGCGGUAGAACAAGUAGAAGCUGCUGCAAAAGGCGCUGUAGUACAACAUCCAACUGCGGCCACAGCUGCGUCCACGUCUGCGAAGAAUCUCGUCUCGACGUCCAAGAAGACUACAUAUAGUACUUCCGCAACGCUGAAGACAAAGGCAGAUGUUGUGAAGAAAGAUAAGCCAGGGAGUGGUAGUGGAAAUCUUCAGAGAACAAAUGGAAGUAAAUCACGACCCCGGCCACUGAAAUUAAAACUCGACGAGGAUAUCUUGGGAAUUUUCGGACGGUACGACCGGGCUUUUAGAAGUAGACCGAAAAUAGCGGAGCAUAAACCACAUGUCAACACCACCCAAGAGCAGCAGCGGAAAAUGAUAAUCAAGUUGAAAGCGCAGAAGGCGAAGGGAGCACGCAUGUUGAACAAAGGAAAUUAUAAAACCGGGUCCGGGGGUUCUUCUGCGUUAAAGAAGAAGAAAACGAAAGCUGCUCUCAAAUCAAUGCUGCAAAACCAGAAGACGCAAAGCAAAACUAAACUUGGGAAUGAAAUUGUCGAGCCUGUUUUGUCUUCAAAAUCUGCAUCUUUGAAAUCUUCACCACUUGCAGCACCGUCCGAUGAAGGCGAUCAGAUGAACACUGCGGUGAGAAUUAAUGAUGCGGGACAAAAACUCGGUCAACAUCUUCCAGAAGAUGAAAGCGGGCCAGCAGCUGCCUCCUCCUCCACGGCGAAGACUGCUGCAGCCAACAAGGAUGUUGACACGACAAUAGGUGCAACAACACUGCCACUAUCUUCUAAGCUCCCGAGCAGCGGCACGACGACCAUCACCCGGCACACACGCAUUAUGGAUGUCUCAGGAUUGAAAUCGACAAAGUUGAAAGAAUUUGUGAUGCAUUAAGCGGAUAGUACCAGUUGGCGCCUAGUUUUCAAGAGGCGCAUGACAAAUUUGGGUAGAAGUGAAAUCCAGUUUUUAAUGCUGUUUGGGUAAGGCAGACGCCGUUUGUCGUGCUACUUUAGCAGCUCUAUUUCUACCCCUCGACAGGCUUACAAUCUGCAUCCCUUGCGUCCUCUGCAAUAGAGGCAAUUUUUGCGUUGCAUUUUAUGCAUCACAGACUAUUUCAACUUUCUCGAUUUCGAUUCUGACACUUCCAUACACAUGAACGGGUUUUACACCCUGUACCGCACGAAGGAAGUAUCCUGUGCAAAAGUAUCGUACUCGUAUUGCAAUCAUGCAUUACAAAUAUUUUUCUUAAGGUGAACCAGCAUUACAAAUUUUAUUUUCUCAUGCGGAGGAAAUUUGUAAUGCAUGUAUACGAGUACGAUACUUUUGCACAGCAUAGGAAGAAACCUUUGGCAACACGGCGAAUGAUAUUUGGAUCGGGCCCGCAAAAAAGCGGUUGUUUCACGUGCGCGUGGAGAUGAAAACUUCGAAGCCGAACAGCCAAAGCAGAACCAUUAUUUACGAUUUACGCCCGGAGAAACCAAGCCACAGAAUGAAGCCCGCCUUCGCAUGCGACCAGGCACUGUUCGUACUCGCGCCCAGCGUUUUGUGUGCUGCGAAGCCGGCGCCGCUAGUUUUGGGUGUUGAUAUCAAAUGUAAAAAUGUCUGGGUCUGGAAGGUUAGAACUUGUCAUGCUAAAUCUGAAUGAUGCAAAAAUCUGUGUUGCGUGAAUACCAAAAGCUGUCCGCUUUUGACCAAGUUUAGAGGGAGUUUCUCAUGCAGGAAAGGCAUGACAGAGACCUCACAAAAUCUGUCAUGCUGGGUCUCACAUUCCAGACCUCAUGGGUCAUGGAAAACCUGCAUCACAAAUCUUGGAAAACCUGCUGGUUCUGACCCUAUGCCGCUCCAGCGCCUGCGGAGGCUUGCCUCCCCAGUGAUAAUGGACAAUGGCAAUGUCGGUGCGGUUGUUUUAGCAUCACAAAUCUUGCAUUCUUCCAGACCCAGACACUUUUACAUUUGAUAGUUGAACCAUUUCAACAAAACUACAGCAAGAUGAACAACAGCGUGGAAGUAUCCUAUGUAAAAACGUACCCACACCAGAGUUGUAAUGCAAAUCUGCAUGCUGAAAAUGUUUCUCAUGCGGAGCUCCAUGAGAAGCAUUUUCGAGUCAUGUUUUGCAAUUUGUCAUGCUCCAAUAAGCAUGGUAUGCUAGAUCUGUGAUGCUGCUGAGCUAGCUCAAACAGCACUACACUACGAAUCCAAAUUUGUCAUGCAAAACAGCCAAAACUUGUGGACUUGUCUAGCCGAUUCCCCAUCUUGACUCUGGUGUGGGUACGUUUUUACUCAGGAUAGGAAGUAGAUGGAAAUCAAUCCUCCCGGUCGUUUUUGCCAAUCGAAGUGCGGCACCUGCUCUCGGUGAGGCAGAACACUUGGCAGAGACCGGGCUUGGAGGUGAAGCUUCUCUUCGCGAAGAAUGUCACGAAGGAUAGUCAUUUUUUCACUAGGGAUGUUUUAUCGCUGCCGAGAACAAGUCGACAAGGAGAACAAGGACCUCAUGGGGAUUUCGAUAUUCUGAAAACGGGUUCAAUUUGGCAAAAUUUCCUGUACGAAAAUCGGCACGCGUUGAAACAGAUUGUGAGAACCAGACGAGGACUAGUACCAGCAAGGAACAAGACCACAUUAACCAAUCGGGGUCCUGCUCUGGUAAUCAAAGGGGGCCCAGCAACAUCAUCUUCGAGGGCAAUUAAAAACUCCGCUACCGCACGAGAGCAGAAGAAAAGCGGAGAUAAAAAGUUGGAGAAGCUGUGGGUUCUGCCGAAGGUGAACAAGCGACCGAGCGCCACUAGAAAGUUGUCCUUGCUCCACCGGACGAAUCGGCGUACUAGAAACAUCAGCAAGAAGCGGGCAAAAACAGUAUCAAAACCGCCAAAACUUUCCUUCUUUGGCGCACAGCUGAAAAAGCGGCGGAUUCUCGUGCGGAAGUUGAAGGAGAAAGCGGAGAGAGCAUCACAAAGCGUGAUCGCAAUAAAGAACCAGCUGCUCUAUGAUCAGGACGAGCAACUACAGCGGGCUUUUUACCUUGGAGGUUCUUCCUUGGAACAUCCAGAAGUACUAGCAGAGCGGGACGAGGACUAUAAUUCUGAUUUUCACGACCUGGAUUGCGAUAAUCUACAAGACGAAGAUCUCGACAACCUUGAAGUGAUUUAUCAGCAACAGCAGCAGGAGGCAGGAAACCUGGACAGCAACUUUCAAGCCCUGUGGUCUACUUCUUCACAUAAUCCUCUUCUCCACCCCGGACCACCCGGUGGUGGAGCUGCGACUCCCUUCUCCGACGGUUUUUAUCCUGUGCAAAAGUAUCGUAUUCGUAUAUAUAAAUGCAAGUCUUGCAUCACAAAUUUUUUUCUGAAGGCAAAUCAGCAUUACAAAUUUUAUUUCUCAUGCUGAGAAAAUUUGUAAUGCAUUUAUACGAGUACGAUACUUUUGCAGUUCAUAGGCUUUUGUCCCCGACAAAGUUCUCCGACGGCGGGACGUCCUAUGCAGUGCAAAGAAAAGUAUCGUACUCGUAUUGCAAUCAUGCAUUACAAAUCUUUUUGUUAAGGUAAAUCCGCACUACAAAUUUUCUUGCUCAUGCUGCGGAAAUUUGUGAUGCAAUUUAUACUAGAACUAGUACGAAGCUUUUGCAUUGCAUACGUCAACUCGGCUGUCGAUUUCGCCGAUGAAGUUUGGAGCUUUAUCGCCGGAAAAAAUGAUCGAAGGUGAUGGUGAACAAGGGACUACUACAAUUCCGCAGUUUUUCCGCGUGCCAGAGGAGAAAAGCUACGAUGGUGUUGAAGAUGACUUUCUUGGCCGAAGCAUUUUGCACGGACGUGGCUUAGGGUACGACGAUAGCGAUGGAGAGGACGACUUGGAGAUAAUUCAGCAAAAAGCGAUGGAGAUGGAACAGGGUAUUACAUCAUUGGGUCCUACUUUUGCUGGAGGGGUAGGGGACAAGAAUUUGUUGGAUGACAAUACUGUUUUGAUGAAUGAUCUUAACGGCAGCAUGAUGAUGCCCACCAACAUCGCGGAACACCAGCAGCUUGCCAGCGAUGCGAAGAACGCGGCCUUCCCGACCACCUCAAAUCAUGUCGGGAACGGCAACUUCAUGGCCCCCCCACUGGACAACUCGGCACAAGAACAUCAACUGGACGAUUUUAAUAGCAUGAUGAAUCCACCCGGGCUUUUCUUCCAUCCACCUGCCGACGGAGCCGUUGCUCCUGCUGCUGCCGCAGACUACGGAAUGCACUACGGCCCUGGAGGAUUUAUUUUAGACGGCUCAGCUGCAACUGGAACUAUAUUGGCAGGAGCUCCUCCACCACCUUUCGCGGGAUUCGUCGCUUCAGAGGCAGCAGCUCCCGUAGCUACUGCUGCGCCGCCACAGUACAAUAACUUCAACCAGCCGCUUCCGUCGGUUGAUGAAAACGAGCCACUUGUUUUGAACGACGACAACCCCUUUCCUGAGUUGCAGUUGAGCAGUGACAAGACCACUGCGCAUGUUGUGAAAAGAAAGCUAAAGCGAGGAACUUCUACAACUGCAUCUGCACAACAAGCUGCGCAGGAACUACAACGACCUCCAGAGGCAGUAGAGCGACAUCAAACUGUCGCACCACCCCCGCCUCCGAUCGUAGAUGACGAAGAAGCAGUGCUCGCGCAGGAUUUUUUGGAAGACAAGGAUCAGCUUAACCUAACCGGCGAGGAGAACGAGUUGCAAGGGGCAUCUACGUACAAGUCCUCGGCGGAAAUUAUCGAAGAUUUGGAAGAAUUAUGCAUUGCAAAAACGUCUGGGUCUGGAAGGAUGCAAGGUUUGUCGUGCUUGUCUGGCAUGACUGAAAAGUCUGUGAUGCGUGUCCAACAAGAGACCCCUUUGCUUGUCAUGCAAAAACGCAGUUUGUCAUGCGGAAAACGCAACACUGUAUGUAGCCCCGCAAAUAUUUCUCAUGCUUGGCUGUGCAUUAGAGAGCACCUAUGAUUCACAACUCAGCAUUACAAGUUUCCAGACCCAGACAUAUUUGCAUUUGAUAUGAAUUUUUCGAAGAAAACGAAGUAGAGGAAGAACAGCUAGACCCCGAUAUCCUAAGCAAAAACGUUCCCACACCGUAGUCAAGGUGGGAAUCUAGCAACACAAAUCUCCAAGUUUUGGGAGCUGUGCAUGACAAGUUUUCCCCUGCAGUGUAGUGCUGGUUGGCAAGGGAAGCCGCAUGAGAAAGCCAUUUGUUCAUCCUGUUCACAGCAUUACAAAUUCCAAAACGCGAAGAUUGGUAAUGCCUCUCAUGGAGCUGCGCAUUACAAAUGUUCCUGUCAUUGCGCAUUUGCAUGACAACUCUGGGGUCGGGACGUUUUUGCUUAGGAUAUAUGAUGUCGAAAACCGCUUGCAGCACUUUCUGCUUGGCAACCCGCACCGGAGUCUGACCAACGAGCUGGACCGGCUGGAAAAUGACGAUGUGGAAAAUUUGGUCUACGCAGUUCCGGACUUACUCUUAGAUCCGGCGUACCACUUAUGCAUUGCAAAUACCCCUGGAGGUCUGGAAGGUUGUAACUUGUGAUGCUGUCUUCGGAUUCGAAGAAAAUCUGUAGUGCAUGAGGAGCAAGAAGAGUCCAUUUUGUUCUACAACGAGAGGGUAUAAUUUCUCAUGCAGAAUGGGCAUUAGAAAGGGCUCUAAAAAUCUGUGAUGGUAGGGCAUACAUCACAGACAAUCAGGGGUCAUGCAAGAUAUGCAUGACAAGUCUGGCAAUCUUCCAGACCUCCAGGGCUAUUUGCAUUGGAUACCACUACACCGCGGAAUGUCUUCUAGGAUCCAGUGCAACCGCCAUGGUGUAUCAACUGCAAAAAUGUCUGGGUCUGGAAGAAUGCGAACUUGUCAUGCUGUUUUUGGACUCUAAAAAAAUUUGUAUUGCAUGACCAGCAAGAGGGGCGCAGUUUGUGCUAGACGGACAGGGCACUUCUCAUGCGGAAGGUGCAUCAGGAAGCCCUCUGAAAGUCUGCGAUGCUAGGUCAUGCAUUACAGGCCUCAUCGGUCAUGGAAAACCUGCAUCACAAAUCUUGCAUUCUUCCAGACCCAGACACCUUUGCAUUUGAUAUGGUACAAGCGGGAACAAUGGCACCAGGUGAUGAUCUUCAUACUUCAAGGGGCCACGCAACGUUGGCGAACAACAAUAAAAUCUCGAAAACAAAAGCGAAGAACUUCUCCGCGGAAGAGAUGAUUCAGAAACGGAACAACGCGCUCCUCUGGGGCAGUUACGAGGAGCUGGUCAUUCUGGGGCACCCGAAGUUGCGGAUGAACCGCUUGAAGAGAGAUCAAUUCGGCCCGUUGGACAUGCUGAUACCGCGAAAACUGAAGCAGCAGCAGCAAAAAUUUUUGCGAAAGAUGUCGAACGAUCGGGCGGUGGACGAGGAGGAAGCAGACGAUUUGUACUUUCACGGAGACCGUUUUGGGGCGCAAGAGCACCAUCUUCACCAGGGUGCUAGUUUUGGAGGUCAUCAUAUCAAAAGGAAAAAUCCCCCCUCCCCAUAUCGAAAUGGAAAUCUGUGACGCAGGAUUUGGGUACACAAAUCGGAUUUGUCUUGCAGUAAGGCAUCGCAGCCAGAUCCUCGGCCUAGAUAGGGGCGCAUUGCUCUAGUUGCUUAGCAUUGCAAACGGGUGUCCCCUAGGCACAACAGCAUGCCAAAUCGCUUUCAUAAUGGUGCGGAAGCCUCUGCGCUUGUCUUCUUGCAAGACAGACGCGAUUUGUGACCUCAAAUCAGCGACACAAAUUUUCGGAAGCAUACCUUUUCGAUAUGGGGAGGGGGGAUUUUUCCUCAGAAUACAUCAUGGCGGUCAACUACACCACGAGAACUCUGAACAGCGGAAGUUCAACUCGGCGAAAUAUUCUGAGUAAAAACAUCCCCACCUCCCCAGAGUUGUCAUGCAAAUCUGCAUGCCAAAAACGUUCCUCAUGCGGAGCCCCAAGAGAGCCACUUUCUAGUCGUGUUUUGGAAUUUGUGAUGCUAGAAUAAGCAUGAUAUGUUAGAUCUGAGAUGCUUCGGAAGUAGAUAAGCAGGAUUCUACUCCGAGGACAAACUUGUCAUGCGAAACAACCAAAGCUGGCUGAUUUGUCUAGCAGAUUUCCCAUCUAGACUCUGGUGUGGGGAUAUUUUUACUCAGGAUACGAAAAUGAGUAGAGCCACUUCUUACCGCGAUCGGGUUUUCAAAAUGUUCAACAAAAAGUUCUACCAGGUGAAAAAAAAGCUGAAAAAACAAGAGAUAAUGCGGGAUGCGGAAAGAAAGAUCGAAAGGUUGAGAAAGAAAAAGGAACAGAAAAAGGAACAGAAACAAGCGGAACAAGCGGCAAAGAAAAUGAAAGCGGUAAUAAAAAAGACCACAGAACCUCUAUUGAAAGGAAAAACUCCCCCUCCCCAUAUCGAAAAGGCAUGUUUCCGAAAAUUUGCGUUGCUGAUUUGAGGUCACAAAUCGCAUUUGUCUUGCAAGAAGACAAGGGCAAAAGCUUCGGCCCCAUUAUGGAGCCGAUUUGUCAUGCUGUUGGGCCUAAAGGGGAAGGGCAGCCGUUUGCCAUGCUGAACAACUAGACUGAUACGCCCGUACAUAGCCUGGGGAUCUGGCCGCAAUGCCUUCCUGCAAUACAAAGCUGAUCUGUGUACACAAAUCCUGCAUCACAGAUUUCCAAUUUGAUAUGGGGUGGGGGGAUUUUUCUUUUUGAUAACCUCCCAAGAAAAACAGCAAACCUUCGCGCGUUUCCGUGUUGGCAAAAGAGCAAGAGAAGAGCGUUGCGGCGGUAGCGGAGUAUUUUGAGGAUUUCAAUUCAAAACUGCACGAUGUGGUGAAAGUGGACGAUUUUUUGCUGAGACAACACCACAAAGCUAGAACCGCUGCGGCAGCUAUGAAAGCAAAGGAACAAGCGACAGGUGGAACAGGAACAACUACAACAUCGAUGAAAAAGGAGCAAAUAACAACUCUGACCCCGAAGGCGACGAAUACUACUAAGUACCCCCGAUGGAAGAAAAACCUGUUCCAAUACCUGCGGUUCCAAAAGCCCAAGCCCGGGCAGCUGUUUCUCGUCUACCCGCCGGAUUCCGUCGGGAACGACAACUUGUUGAUGCGACAAGGCGAAUCCUUGGAAAGUGAGAAAUGCAGCAAGGCGUUACCGAAGAUGGCGAUGGUGCGGAUUCUGGAAAUACCAAAUGUGCAAAUAUCGAUCUCGGUCUGGAGGGUUGAUGCAAAUUUUGUGUUUUCCCUUGUCAUGCUUGUUUUGCAUGUCCAUCCAUGGUCGUGCCUGGAAUGCAUAGCCUAGCGUCACAGAUUUUUAGACGGCUUUCUGAUGCCUAUUCCGCAUCAGAAGUGCUGCCCUCUUCGCGGCGUAGCACAAACUGGACUCCUGCUCUCGCUGGUCAUGCAAUUUUUACACAGAUUUUUCAGAAUCCAAAGACAGUGCCGGAAGUUGUAUCCUUUCAGACCCAGAUCGAAAUAUUUGCAAUGCAUACACAAACGGGCGGAAGGAUCAGAACCGGGUGAAAAUUCUGAAAGUGGAUUUCAUAAAUGAAGAAAUCGAAAAGCAAAAAAGAAACCAACAGUCUUCGGACCUCGCGAAAAUCCGGAAAGAGCACGCGGAGACGAGUUAUCAAAGUGAAAAAAGCCCCAACCCCAUAUUCAAAAGGCAAUUUGUGUUGCUGGAUUUGUGUUCACAAACGAACUUUGUAGUGCAGAAAGAGCUUGUCAGCAUAUUCUGAGCCCGUUUGGGUACUAUGCAUCUGGCUGGCAGCUGAGCAUAAGAAACAAGUCUGAAAUAGGCGAAAACGCAUGACAGACUGGCUGUACAAUGCGCCACCUGGGUGCCGUUUGCCUUGUACGCAAGACGAAGCUGAUUAGUGGUCGCAAAUCAGCAUCACAAACCUCCUUUUUGAUAUGGGGAGGGGAGAUAGUUCCUCACAAUACGAGUCACUGGGCGGAACUUUUGGAGGACGAGGGACCUUACGCUGUUGAAAGACGGUAUGGAAGCAUCAAGUUUGAAAUCGACAAAGUUGAAAUGAUUUGUUAUGCAUAAAAUGCAACCCAGAAAGUGCCUGUCUUGCACAGUAGUCAAGGGAGACACUUUGUAAGCCUGCUUAGGAGUAGAAAUGGAGCUGCUAAAGUAGCAUGACAAAAAACGUCGUCCUUCCCCGAACAGCAUGACAAGCUGGAUUUCGGUUCUACCCAAAUUUGUCAUGCGCUACUUGGAAACUGGGCUGCAACUGGCAUCCAUUUUAUGCAUGACAAAGCAUUUCAACUUUGUCGAUUUCGAUCCUGACAGCUCCAUAGAAGAAAGAAGCACAAGAUAUUACUGAAGAAAAUGGACGCGAAGCUGAACCCAAACUGGAUUCCCCCCUCCAAGCAAAAGCAGGAAAUGAAAAAGAUGAAGAUUUUUUUGCCACCGGCUGCGGCUGGAAGUAGUAGUGUGGGUGCAGGAGCAGCAGCUCCUUCGGGGCAGAUCAUAGCUGCACCUGGCGUUUCUUCAGGUCAAGGUCAACAUCAACAAGUGACUACAACACAAACUGCGGCUGGUGCGCCUAGUACAACUGCGAGUGCAAUGAUAUACAAACCCCCCGCAGUGCCGCAUUUAUUUGCAGGUUCCACGACCAUAGCCACGACUGUCCAGGCUGUGAAGUUGAAAAAGGAGACGCUGUUGCCGCCCAUAGAAGAGGAAGAGGAGGGUCAAAAUGCGCCGGAUCAGCGCAAGUACGCUGUGGAUGAAAGCGACUCCUUUAUCCCCCCUCCAGCCGCACCACGGGCACCCCCUUCAAGAGAUGAUGUCGAAGCUCCUGCAGACGAGCCCCCUGUAGUUGACGCUAUUUUUGGUGUAGAAGAAGAGGAUGAAGAGCCACCCCCCGCCGCGCCAAGUCUUCUUCACAAGGCCGACGUUGCUGCCCGGACGGCUGCUGCUCCUUACGAGGAUCCGGUCGAAGAUGUUGUUGAACAACCGGACGGAAUGGUAGUGGACCUGGAAGGAGAAGUGGAAAAUGCAAAAGACGUUGAGCAAGAGCAAUCCGCUUCAGCAGGAGCCGAAGAUCUGGCAUCUUCCGUUGCUGCUUUGUCUUCCGCAGCUGGUGGUCGUGCCGCGACCGGAACAAGCAGCUCUGUGGUUCCGCAACAGAAAAAGAAAUCCAACAAGAGGCCUAUGAAAUGCAAAAGCAUCGUACUAGUAUAAAUCGCAUGACAAAUUCGCUCAACAUUACAAAUUAAAUUUGUAAUGGGGAUUUACCCUAACAGCCUAGAUUUGUAAUGCAUAACUGCAAUUAGUACGAGUACGAUACUUUUGUAGUGCAUAAUGCCGCGGAAGAGACGGAACUUUUCCUCUUCCAGCGAACCCAUGAGCGAAGAUGAGGACAGUAUCAGAUGCAAAUAUGUCUGGGUCUGGAAGAUUCCGAAAUUUGUCAUGCUAGUCUGGCAUGACUCUGAACUCUGUAUUGUGUGGCCGCGAAGAGCUCCUACAACUCCCUGUCAUGCAAAAACGCAGUUGCUUCUCAUGCGCAAUACGCAACUCAGAACCAUUACCAUGAAAAAAAUUUGUCAUACUUGGCAGUGCAUUACAGUGCGCUCACUAUUCAUCCCUUCCUUGCAUCACAAGUUUCCAGACCCAGACAUAUUUACACUGCAUAGACAGCGCGGAGGAACAAGUCUUUUCUGGUGCAGAUCAUGAUCAAGAGGCUGUUGUUCCUGAUGGUGACCAAAUAAAACCAGCCGAGGGAGACGAGCAAAACGAGCAAAGCGAAGCCGACCUCGGUCUGGACAUCGAGCUCAACGCGGAUCUGGCGGAGGAUUUGGAAGCGUUUUUUGGGGAUGGAAGUGCAGAUGAGGAGCAGCCAAUGGAUGACGGGAAUCUUAAAGUUGAUCUGCCGGAGCAAGAUGAACAAAAUCGCGACGCAGAACAAAACGCUGUAAAGCCGACACGACAGCAAGUAGUAGACAUCAGAAGCAAAGACCAUCAAAACGUCGUCAAUCCUCCAAGUUCCUCGCCGCAGCCAUCAUCUUCCGUUGCUGGUCGGGGGGAAGAGAGGGAGCCCGUGUUGAUGCAACAAAUUCAACAUCUGGGGCAAAGCUCGGGCUCAGGAUCGAGCUCCGCAGGGGUUGUGUCUGGGAUGAUGAAUGUUGUACAGGACAACGAGGGCCGUCGUGGAGGUGUGAAAAUGGAUGACAAAGAACUUCUACAUCCGCAAGAACUUGUCGACAACACCCCCAGCAGCGCCGCGAAUUCUUCGAUCGUCUCCUCGGCGUUUCCGAAUACUAAAUCGCAGCUUGGUGUUACAGGAGGAGGGAACAACAUUACCGGCACAGCAGCAGGUCCUAGUACAACUUCUGGCGGUAACUACGUCAUCACCAAUCCAGCACUAGGACAGGCACAGCACCAUCACCUCAUUUCUACUAUCCCGAACCGCCUUCCGUGGCCGAAGAACGUCCUGCGCAACAUGAUUGACGAACUGCCGAAAUACGCGAUUAUCCCAAAAGACAUCUACCGGCACCGGUUUUUCGACCCAAGCCUGAACCAAUUUUUCCACGCCUCCAACAAGUUUAAAAGGGAGUACCAGUUAGAAAAGCUCUUUACCGAGCAGGCCGCCGAAAAGGCGAGAGCAGCGGCGGCUGCAGCUAGUAGUCUUGCGCAAAAGAUGUUGAAAAGUGGCGUCCAACAACAUGCGACGCCCACAACUACAUUGGGAGCAGGAGGGCACAACGACGGAAAUGAAGCGGUUACUGUUAAAAAUCCGGCAGGUGCAGUUGCAGUUCUACCAGCUCCUGCAACAUCUACCUCCGUACACAGCUCCCCAGGAGACGUGGAGGCAGCAGUAGAGAUGACCCCCGGCGGAGGAAGCUCCUUUCAUCUCGGCACGCCCACCGGGAGUUCCGUGGUUGGGGCGGCGAGUAGCUCUGUGAUAGGUGCUAGGAACAAAGGGUCCUCCGCGGUUCUUGCCGGGGGUAAAAAACCUAAGUUCACUGUCCGCGGAGCUACACCGGUCGUCGCACAACAAGAACGACCGCAGCAGUUGCGAUCUGUCGGCAGCAAGCUACCCGCUGCAGGAGAUGUUGCAUCUUCCGCUGCACUGACAGCACCCCCAGCCCUAUCGAAAGGAAAAAUCCCCCCUCCCCAUAUUGAAAAGGUAUCACUUCGAAAAUUUGUGUUGCUGAUUUGAGGUCACAAAUCAUAUUUGUCUUGCAAGAAGACAAGGGCAGGAGUUUUCGCCCCAUUAUGGACGCGAUUUGUAAUGCUGUUGGGCCUGAAGGGGAGCCGUUUGCCAUGCUGAACAACUAGACACAUACGCCCCUAACUAGCCUGGAGACCUGCCCGCAGUGCCUCUCUGCAAUACAAAGCUGAUCUGUGUACGCAAAUCCAGCAUCAGAGACUUCCUUUUGAUAUGGGGAGGGGGGAUUUUUCUUUUUGAUAAGCCCUGAAGCACCCAGAUUCCAUGGGGUGGAUUUCCUGGAAAAAGAACACACCAGACACCACACUCUAUAUGAACUGUAAAAAUGUCUGGGUCCUCUGGAAGGUUCUAAACUUGUAAUGCUGUCUCUGGAUUCAAAAAAAAUUUGUAUUGCAUGACCAGUAAGAGGAGUAGAUGUGGUGCUCCGCGGAGAGGGCAUUUGUUUCCCAUGCGGUACAGGCAUCACAAAGUCCUCUAAAAAUCGGUGAUGCUAGGGCAUGCAUCACAGACAUCAUGGGCCAUUCAAAAUAUGCAUGACAAACCUGGCAAUCUUCCAGACCCAGACAUUUUUGUACUCCAUACCCUACUACGUCCAACGAAAGCCCGUGCCCGACUGGCUGCGGAAUUCCACCUGGCUGGCCACCUUGGAGGAGGAUCCGGGGAAGCUGAAGGAAAUGGUGCUUCAGCACAACAAAAAUCCGGCCCUGAAGCCGCACGGAACCACGAUUAAAACCUUUGUGGACUCCGCGGGAACCAUCUUCGUGAACGGUUUGCCACAAGCGGUCUGCAUGAGCUGCGUGUCGCAGUACUGCUUUUGGGGAAAGUACUUUGGCGAGCACAAGAAAGUUUUGGAAGAAGAAGUACCGAUGAAAGAAGAGGAUAAUUGCGUCGAGGGCGACCUAGAAGGAGAAGGAGGUGCUGGCACUUCUAAUGCGGAAGACCACGACGACCAGGCUGAUGAACAUGCUGCUGAGGAGGUCGACGGGGAGAAUAACAAUAACUACAACACAAAGAACAGAAGAAGAAAAAAAGCAACAUCAAAAUCUUCAUCCUACCAGCAGGAGUCCAUUUUCUGGCUGGAUAUGGACCCGCCGUUUGCGCUUCUUAUCCUGUGCAAAAGUAUCCGAUACUUGUAUAAAUGCAUUACAAAUGAUCUCCUCAGCAUGAGAAAGAAAAUUUGUAAUGCGGAUUUGACUUAAACAAAAAGAUUUGUAAUGCAUGAUUGCAAAAAUACGAAUACGUUUCUUUUGCAAUUCAUACUUGUCGAGUGGCAACGAGUGGAGGAACCCGAUCAUGUUCUAAACGACCCGAUGGAACUAUGGAAGCGUCAGGAUUGAAAUCGUCAAAGUUGAAAUAAUUUGUGAUGCAUAAAAUGCAACCCGCAAAGUGCCUGUCUUGCAGAGUAGGCAAGGGAGGCAGAUUGCAAGCCUGUUGAGGGGUAGGAAUACAGCUGCUUAAGUAGCAUGACAAAAGGCGUCUUCCUUACCCAAACAGCAUUACAAACUGGAUUUAGGCACCGCGAAAACUUGUCAUGCGCCACUUGAAAACUGGGCUCCAACUGGCAUCCAUUUUAUGCAUGGCAAACUAUUUCAACUCUGACGAUUUCAAACCUGACACAUCCAUAGGAACGGUACGUGAAUGAAUUUUUGUACAAGAAUUUCGGCAACGAUGGGGUCGACAAGACAACGGAGGAAGAGCGGAAAACCGCGGUGGAGACUUGCAAUCUCGGGCUACUCACCGGGUGGUGGCAGUUUACGAAAAAGGAGCAGAUCAACCAGAAGGGGCAGAUUGUGCCGUCAAAUCACUUACAAUCUCACCGGAAUAUUACAACAACUUCUAGAGCUACUGGUGUAGUAAACACGCCCGGAGGUCGUGCAGCAAAUGGUACUCCACUACACCGCGGAAUGAACAACCGGGUGAGCCCGGUUUUGCGCGAGGUAAAAAGGACCGAAAAGGUUUGGAUCGAUGAGAAUGGGACUUUCCAAUGUUCCGCGUUUGGAAAUGCGCAACUGCAGCUGGAUAUCCAAGAAAAAAACUGUGUAAGUGUAACUUUGUGAUGCGUAACACGCAAGAUGAUUGCGUCUGUCAUGCUUGGCAUGCAUCGUAGGGUCCAUUAAAGGGCGUUUUCCCGUACUAUCUGCGCAUGACAGGUUGUUGCUGUCAUGCCAGACAAAUCUGUAAUGCUGUUUCGCCAAAACAAUAUACACCUACAAUGUUUUUUCGUACGAUCUUGGAAGUGUCCAACGAAUUGGGCCUACGGUUGAAAAACCUGCACAACCCGAACUUGCCGGCCAACAAAAUCUAUCAGAUGCAAAUACGCCUGGGUCUGGAAACUUCUUGUGAUGCUGGUUGAGAAAGACGAAGACGCCUCAAUUGGCUGGAAAGCAUGACAAGUUUUGGAGAUGCUACAGUGUUGUCUUUUCUGCAUGACAAGGUGAGCUUCUGCAUGUUAGAAGAAUGGGGCUUUUGGGUAAUCUGCAUCACAAAUGUGAGAGCCACGCCAGACAAGCAUGAUAAACUUUGCAUCCUUCCAGACCCAGACACUUUUGCAAUGCAUAAAAUCGGGAUUCUGUCCGCGGACAAGAUGCGCAUCAAGUGGGUGCCGUUUUCUAAGUGGGUGAGGGUGGAAACAGGACCAACUCGUCCGGAGGCAGCAACUCGGGGGACGAAGGGCAGCACGAAGCCGAAGUAGAAGUAAAAAAGUUUGCGUUUAUUUUUCCGACGCCACCUUGUAAGUAGUUACUCCAGGAAGAACUACUUCCGGUUCAGAGGCGGAGUAUAACAAGUACAAGAUGGAUAUUACUGCCUUCUGCAGUGCUAGAUUACUGUCGGAUUUCACUACAACAUGAAUCGAUUCACGUCAAAUGGCGACAAACUAUAACCGUGAAAUUGAAUGGAAAGCACAACGCAAAAAAAAAAUCGCGACGAAAAAUAGCUUCACCGCCAGACGAUAGACUUGGACAGUGCAAGACGAGAACCAUUUAUGAUUUCAGGCUGUCGAAAAAAACCGCCGAUUGUCUUCAGACCCAUUCUCCGUGUGGAUACCUUUUUCGAAGUUUCCUG